This is a messenger RNA of Cyclospora cayetanensis, 891 nucleotides long. Its product is annotated as exosome complex component MTR3. Gene Ontology annotation, biological process: U4 snRNA 3'-end processing; poly(A)-dependent snoRNA 3'-end processing; nuclear mRNA surveillance. The transcript has 8 exons. The record is from RefSeq and is a predicted model, not a curated record. NCBI's taxonomy places the organism in Eukaryota, Apicomplexa, Conoidasida, Eucoccidiorida, Eimeriidae. Gene Ontology annotation, cellular component: nucleolus; cytoplasmic exosome (RNase complex); nuclear exosome (RNase complex). The coding region runs from base 1 to 891 and encodes 296 amino acids.
AUGUCCUCGGGACUGGAUGCCACUUCCUUCUCGCCCUCCUGCGGGAGCAGCCUCUCCCUCUUGCCGCCUCAGGAGAGGCGGAAGAGGAAAGGGACACAGCCCUUUUUGCAGGGCAGGCGCAGAGAUGGCCGACUCCCCGAGGAAGUUAGACCCAUGCACGUUCAGACGCUGUCCCUUGGCAGCGCCUCAGGCUCGGCCUUCGUCUCACUUGGGAAUACAAAAGUUUACUGCGCCAUCUUCGGACCGCGUUCGGCCGGACGGAGCGAUCUGCAGGACCGCGGCUUCAUCAAAGUAGACUACAGAGGCUCUCCAUUUUUCAAUAAAAAGGCGGAGGACGGGAGUGGGAGCACGGAGCAGAGUGCCAUGCUGCUGCAUCAGGCCCUAGACAGCGCCGUUCAGCUCCAGCGCUACCCUAAAUCCAUCAUUGAGGUUUGUGUCAUGGUUCUGGAGGACGAUGGAGGGGCCCUUCCGGCUGCUAUCACCUGCGCCGGUUUGGCCUUGGCGGACGCGGGUGUCGAGCUCUAUGACCUGGUUACUGGAGCAUCCGCGUACGCAUUCAGCUACAAGGAUGAGUCCGGUGCAACGCGGCAAGCCAUUUGCUUGGAUCUGGAUGCAUCAGAAUAUGCAGCGUACAAAGACUACCCCGACUUUACGGCAAUUCACUUUGGCUUCUGCCCAGCCCUCUCGUCAAUCUGCUGCCUGCAGUGUAGGGGGCCUCUCAUCGGGGGCACUUCCGGUGAACAGCUCUUCAGCCUCUGCGAGGCCGUCUGCACGGCGAUAGGCAUGGAGGUUCGCCGUUGCCUGCAGAGCGCCUUCGCCAUCAAGGAACAAAAAACUAUUUUGGAUGUUUCGCAGAAAAGGGCCACAGCCGAGGGCAGCGCUUCUCCCUGA